Miscanthus lutarioriparius is the source of this 189-nucleotide messenger RNA. Lineage: Eukaryota; Viridiplantae; Streptophyta; Magnoliopsida; Poales; Poaceae. The record is from the annotation of a GenBank genome assembly.
AUGGCUUCGGCGUCUUCUAGCGUGGGUCAACGAGACCAGCUCGAGAAGGCCGCCACCGUCUCGCUGGCCAAGGGCCCUCCUGGCCCGUCGCGCUGGUCCGGCGGGACGGCCACGCGCACCUCCAGCGCCGCCAGCUGCGACGAGCUGCCUCCGCUGCACGGCGACAUCGGCUUCGGGCUCAUGGUGUAG